UAUAUAUAUAUAUAUCCAAAUAAAAGAGAGUCUUGGAUGUUUUAAUUAACAACGAUGAAUUAAUAAUAGAGACCUUUUCCAAUGGAUCUGAAAAGCUCCUCCCAAGAUCAAGAACGUCAAAAGCUCCAAAUAUUCUUUGUUCCAAAACGAGAUGUUCGUUAUAUCUUAGCUUUAUUCAUCCUAAUAAUCUCUUCAUUCGUUAUUUCAAGGCUCGUUAAUCUCACAACCCCUUUCGAUCGAGGCUUCUUCAUCUUUUUUCUUUCCAAUAAUAAUAAUAAUUCCAAAACGACGUCGUCGUGUGAUUAUUCGUAUGGGAGAUGGGUUUGGGAUGAGACUCGUAUUCUCGACUCCUACAACGAGAGCUGCCGCUUUCUCGACCCCGGAUUUCGUUGCCGCCAAAAUGGACGGACCAACGAAGAUUUUCGCCGGUGGCGAUGGCAACCCGACGGCUGUGAUCUUCCAAGAUUUAACGCCAGCGAUUUCCUAGAGAGAAGCCGAAAUGGAAGAAUAGUAUUUGCAGGAGACUCCAUUGGAAGGAAUCAGUGGGAAUCUUUACUGUGCAUGCUAGCUCAGGGAGUGUCCAACAAGUCGACAAUCCAUGAAGUCAAUGGCAAACCCAUAACCAAACACAAGGGCUUUCUCUCUAUGAGGUUUCCUCACUAUAAUCUUACUGUUGAGUAUUACAGAGCUCCUUUCCUUGUCAUCAAUGGCCGCCCACCGAAGAAUUCUUCGAAACAAGUGUUCAGCUCUGUUAAACUUGACCAGUUGCAUUGGUAUUCCAAGUACUGGAUGGGAGCUGAUGUUUUGGUUUUUAACGAUGGACAUUGGUGGAACAAGGACAAGACAAUUAACAUGGGCUGUUAUUUCGAGGAAAAUAAAAAAAUAAAUAUGACGAUGGAUGUUAUGGAAGCUUUUAGAAGAUCCUUACAAACAUGGAAAUCUUGGGCAAUGAACAGUCUUGAUCCUGAAAAGAGCCAUAUAUUCUUUCGUAGCUACUCCCCAGUACAUUACAGGAACGGGACAUGGAAUGAAGGGGGUAACUGUGAUAUCCAUGUGGGACCAGAAACAGAUUACAAGAAACUCGAAGCUGAUCCACCCUAUAAUCAGAUCAUGUAUAACGCGAUUAAACAGAUGGAUAAUGGAAACUGGAAGGUCAAGUUCUUGAACAUCACAUAUCUAACUGAGAUCAGAAAGGACGGUCACCCUUCCAAGUAUCGUGAACCUCGAACCCCACAAUUUUCUCCACAGGAUUGUAGCCAUUGGUGCCUACCUGGAGUGCCAGACACAUGGAAUGAACUUCUUUACGCUCAUCUACUAUCGAAAGGAUUCAAAACCAAAUGAAGUAGAAGUGAAAAUACCUUUAUAGUUUGGGAAAAAAAUUCAGCUUCAACUGUACAUAGUCAAGGAUUCAUUCUACUCAAGCCAGUUCCUCUACACUUUCAUCUGAGCUCUCUUCGCUGGUUUCAAUUUCCUUUACCUUCUCAAGUUGCCUCAAGAGAUCCAACCUUUCCGAUCCGUAUGUAGAGGGUAUCUGUCAAAGAACAUAACAGUGAAGGUUCAUACAAGUCUCAACUCCAAGAAAAAAUUUCAAAACUACGUCUCCUCAGUUUUGAAAAUUCACUCACCAGAGAUGGUACAUAUCUCUGAAUAGCAGCCAACAUAGCUGCAUGCCCGACUGCAGUAACCUGUUGGAAACAUUGAUUCUCCAUAGUAAGUUUCAGUAGGUCAAACAGCUAGCAGAUUUAUUCUGAAAUUGUAAUGCAUAAAUACAAAAGAUUGUUGAUCCUUUUAUGUAUGAUGAUGGAGUUAUAUGAAAUGAAUGAUCUAUUAAGUGACCCUUUGAAACUUAAGAAACUCUGAACCAAUCCUUGAACCUACUGUACCUCAACCUGAUCACCAAUGGAUACCUUCUAUAACAUGUCACUGUUGA
This is a messenger RNA of Cannabis sativa, 1930 nucleotides long. RefSeq names its product protein trichome birefringence-like 9. The transcript has 4 exons. NCBI's taxonomy places the organism in Eukaryota, Viridiplantae, Streptophyta, Magnoliopsida, Rosales, Cannabaceae. Gene Ontology annotation, cellular component: Golgi apparatus. Gene Ontology annotation, molecular function: O-acetyltransferase activity. The record is from RefSeq and is a predicted model, not a curated record. The coding region runs from base 82 to 1341 and encodes 419 amino acids.